This is a messenger RNA of Onychomys torridus (southern grasshopper mouse), 1695 nucleotides long. RefSeq names its product GINS complex subunit 4 (gene Gins4). Lineage: Eukaryota; Metazoa; Chordata; Mammalia; Rodentia; Cricetidae. Gene Ontology annotation, biological process: DNA-templated DNA replication; double-strand break repair via break-induced replication. Bases 200 to 871 code for a protein of 223 amino acids. The record is from RefSeq and is a predicted model, not a curated record. Gene Ontology annotation, cellular component: GINS complex. The transcript is spliced from 8 exons.
UCCGGUGGAUGCUGGGUUUCGGAAAGGAGCGCGGGAUUUGCACCUCCAGAGUUUGGGUCGGUGGGACGCGGAGUUCCGCCGCCUCCGCCUCCGCCCGCGCUUCCCCUCCAGCGUGCCGGCUGGAAGGGGUGGGAAGACGAAUUCCUCGCGCCGUGUAGCGGCUUUAAGUGUCUACUGUGAGGUUCCUGGUUCAGAAACGAUGACAGAGGUGCUGGAUCUCCAUGAACAGGACUCUGAUGGGGGUAGUGAAGAGGUGGUCCUGACGCCUGCAGAACUCAUUGAAAGACUGGAGCAGGCGUGGAUGAAUGAAAAGUUUGCCCCUGAGCUACUGGAAAGCAAGUCUGAGAUUGUCGAGUGUGUCAUGGAGCAGCUAGAACACAUGGAAGAAAAUCUCAGAAGAGCCAAAAGGGGGGAUCUGAAAGUCAGUAUCCAUCGAAUGGAGAUGGAGAGGAUCCGCUAUGUCCUUAGCAGCUACCUGCGGUGUCGACUCAUGAAGAUAGAGAAGUUUUUCCCUCACAUCCUAGAAAAGGAGAAAACACGCCCUAGUGAGGAGCCUUCCAUCCUUUCUCCAGAGGAGUUUGUCUUUGUCAAAGAGUAUAUGGAUCACACAGAGACCCAUCUUAAAAAUGUUGCCUUAAAGCACAUGCCUCCCAACCUGCAGAAAGUGGACCUCUUGAGGGCAGUUCCCAAACCAGACCUGGAUUCCUACGUGUUUCUGAGGGUGAAAGAACGACAAGAAAACAUACUGGUGGAACCGGAAGCCGAUGAACAGAGAGACUAUGUCAUUGACCUGGAGGAGGGCUCCCAGCACUUGAUCCGAUACAAAACCAUUGCACCUCUUGUUGCUUCUGGAGCAGUUCAGCUAAUAUAAAACAGAAAAACAAGCCUGCGAACGUGGAAUCAUGGACAAUAUUAGAAACCCAUUUCCUUCGUGCGGACUACUUGGACAUGGAAAAGGAAUCAAUGUGGAGUCCCUUCAUCACCACAUCUUCUAAUGUCCUACUGUUCUAGCCAGCACCAGUAGAUGGAGCCCUUGCUCUGUGUGGAUACUCAGCAAAUAAAUGGACUGUCGGAUGUGUGCCUUUUCUUUUUCUAUUUAUUGAGCUCGGGAAAGGUCAUGAAGAGGCUUCUCCUCCCUGUCGUAAUGGAGAGAUGGAUUGGGUAUAACUUGAUGAUAACAAGAGGAUUCCUUUAGCUUUCCUGGUAGAAGAUCAUAAGCAGAUUAAACAGUUAUGAUCUGCUUCUAUACAUCAUUAAAUGGGUGACCUGAUGUUUUAGAACCUCAAAUAUUGAACUUAACACAAGUUUCUGUCAUGCAUGACUGAAGAAAGUCAACUAACUAAGCCACUGUUAAAUGUCAGGUUUAUGGUAGAGAAGACUUUGGACAGUUCUUAGCUCAAUGUCCAAUGAAGUGGAUUCUCCCUGUGUCUUAGUCAGCUUUGCCUGGCAAGUCUUCAGACCAUUUGGCUGUCCCUGAUCCAGCUUCUGAACAGAGCAUCAUCAUGAACUGUCUCCUAAGUUAGGACCUCAGCAGUAUGCAGGGAUAUGGAUAAAAUGACCUAAUGUGAACAGCUAACACCUGAAGGGAAGACAUAACUCAUGACUUGGCACCUUGAGACUGAUGAAAAGCAGCCUGUGUUUCCGUGUCUUCUUCCUUUUAUUUAUUUUUUUGUUGUUGUUGUUUGUUUGUUUGUU